GCCAGCGGGCGACGCCUCUCGCGCGCCGCAGGACGCGCCCAUCAGGCGCUCCCGCGCGGCAGUGGUCCAGGGCAUCAGGAAGCACGCGGCCGCCGCAGUGGCGCAGGGGAGGCAGUCGAAGGACCUGCGGUCCGAGGUCGACGAGUUCAUCCAGAAGUCCAGGCUCGACGAUCGGGCGGCCGAUGCGCUGCGUUUCGAGGACCCGCAGAUCCAGCGCAUCGUCAUCGACCGAGACCAGCAAGGACCCCUCGCGAAUUGCAACGUCCCGAGCGCGAUCCUGAUGUCUCGGAUAACGAAGGCCAGGCGGGACUUGAGGGAUCAAGGAUGCCAUGAGGACAAAAAGGCUCCCAGACCAGCCAGCCCACGCACGCCGCGGGACCAGCCAGCUCAAAGGCGGCAGCGGACCAGCCGGCCGCCCAUCCCGGAGGGCAUGGUGCAGUGGGUCACGGACGAAGAUUGCAUGUAUUUCGUGUGCGUUUGCGAGUACACGCAGGAGAUGGAGGCCCUCUUCCGGAGUGGCAAGUACUGCGCGAGCUCCUUGUUGCAUUUCAGUGGCAAGGUGACGAGCCACCAGGCCGAAAUGCAAGGGGCGUGGCCAGAGGAGGUGACGGGCAGGCAUUCGCUACCAGUGCAGCUCCAGAACGGCCCUUGCGAGGGUUUGGUGGCCGUCGGCAGGUCCCACAAGGCGGAGAACCGUGAGAGAGCUGCCAGCAUCGCUCUGGUCAUCACCGCCAUGGUGCUCACCGACGUGAUGGGGCCUGAAGCGUUGCCGACCUUCACCCGCGGGCCGUUCACUGCUGAGGACAAGAGCUGGCCAGACGGCCUCCGCCACGCGGUCGACGCCGCCCUGGACAGCUUCCUCCUCGGCGCCUGCCGGCACCUCGCGCUCGGGCAAGCGACGCCGGUUUGGGAAGCGGCCUCGGGGCCAGCGACGGCGCCGAAGGCGUCGGAGCGGCGGUCGAGGCCGAGGCGGAGGCCGAGGGCGAGGCGGAGGCCCAGGCAGAGGCCCAGACGGAGGACCAGGUGGAGGCCCAGGCGGCCGAGGCGGCGGCCGAGGCGGACGCCGACGCCGUGCUAG
Molecule: messenger RNA, 1078 nt
Organism: Prorocentrum cordatum
Lineage: Eukaryota; Dinophyceae; Prorocentrales; Prorocentraceae
Source: the annotation of a GenBank genome assembly